AUGGAAGCAAUUAGAUCGGGUGUUGAAAAAGUCAAAGAAGUGGCUGCAGGUAAAUGUGCAGAAAAACACACUGAAAAAGCAAAUGAUCCAACAUUACCCGUGCAUGAACGAGUAGAGCAUGCAUUAGAUGCUGGUAAAGCACAAUUGAAGGAAGAGAAACAUGCUGCCAAAUCGGAUUGCCAUGCGAGAGAAGGAAAAACAUCUUAA
Didymodactylos carnosus is the source of this 207-nucleotide messenger RNA. The record is from the annotation of a GenBank genome assembly. Lineage: Eukaryota; Metazoa; Rotifera; Eurotatoria; Philodinida; Philodinidae.